Messenger RNA from Rotaria socialis, 1254 nucleotides. Lineage: Eukaryota; Metazoa; Rotifera; Eurotatoria; Philodinida; Philodinidae. The record is from the annotation of a GenBank genome assembly.
AUGGUACUUAUCGCAGUUGUGAUCGAUUGGAUUUGUAUUAUAUUAUUUGUACUGGGCUUUAUCGGUAAUCUUCUUGGCUUAGUAGUGUUUUCAUCGCGUCGUUUUCGUUGUUGUCCAACAUAUGCUACAUUAGCAUUAACAUCAUUUACAAUUAACUUAAUAUGUAUUGUACGCUAUUCAUUUUUACUUCAUUCAACGACUCGCCGUUGGCUGUCCGAUUACAUUGUUAGUGAAUAUUGGUUAACAUGUAAAAUCUAUCGUUUAUCAUCAUCGUUUCGUGUGCUUGCAGCAUGGAUAACAGUUUUUUGGGUUAUUGAAAGAUUUAUUUAUGUUUCAUCGCGUUUACAUUUAUUAUUUAAUCGUCGUGAUAAAUAUCAUACAUUUGACAAAUAUAAAUAUUUUUCUAUGAUAUGCAUUUCAUUAGUUAUGAUUUCCAUAGUGACAGGACCAACUGUUAUCUAUUUUGCACCAAACUUAGCACGUUUUAAUGAAACAUAUACACACAUACAAUGUACAUUUAACAGUGAGUAUACAUCGUUAAUUUGGCAAAAUUAUUUUCACGAUUCAACAUUCGGCAUUAAUUAUCAUACAGUACGAUUUCUAUUUUCUGAAUUAAUUCCUUCGAUACUCGUUGCUCUAUUUAAUGUUGCUAUAAUUAUCUGUAUUUUUCGAACAACAAUUCAUGUUCGCAAACGACAAGAACAUCAACAUAAUAUUCAAUUAUCCAUGUCAAUGAUAACUGGUGUAACAUCAAAAUUACCGCCAGCUGUAGUACAUAUCUACGAUCCAAGUCAACAACGAUUCGGUUCGAUGACACGUUGUUCAUUUAAAACCUCUCCGAUGCCAAUAGCAAAUGUACCAUUCGGUAAAAUGUCAUGGAUGAAUAUUGUUUUGAUACUACAUUCAUUACUAUUUUUUCUAUCAUCAAGUCUAACAUCAUUAGUCUAUUUUACAACAUCAGAUAAAGUACUUGCACAUUGUAUAAGCGUUAUUAUAUUGGCUAAUUGCUCACUAAAUUUCUAUAUAUAUUGUUUAAGUGGAAGACAAUUUCGUAUGGAAUUGAAACGUAUUGCUAAGCGUUAUAUAAGAAAUUUACAUAAAAUAGUUCUACGGCGAUGUUAUAAAUCCAAUAGUCGUCGUCAUUCAAAUACACAAAAUGGGAAAGAUCAUGUCUAUCAAGCAGUUCCACAGCAACAAGAAGUACCUAUGCCAAAUCUAAGACCACAUAGAACGAUUGAACGCAUAAAAAUAUAA